Molecule: messenger RNA, 2198 nt
Organism: Helianthus annuus (common sunflower)
Lineage: Eukaryota; Viridiplantae; Streptophyta; Magnoliopsida; Asterales; Asteraceae
Product: protein NRT1/ PTR FAMILY 7.3
Exons: 5
Coding region: 158-1951 (597 amino acids)
Biological process (GO): transmembrane transport
Cellular component (GO): membrane
Molecular function (GO): transmembrane transporter activity
Source: RefSeq, a predicted model, not a curated record
UUCUCCAUCUCUCUCUCUCUCUCUCUCUCUCUCUCUCUCUCUCUCUCUCUCUCUCACAUUCAGUCACUCUCUUUCUCUAUCUAUCUAACUAUAUAUCUAUCUUUCCUUUUGGGAGUUUGAUAAUCAUUUAUAUCAUCAAGAAGAGCUACAAUCUGUUAUGGAUUGCUUAAACAUGAGAAAAGUUGAGGAGAAAAUGGCGAAAAAGAACGAAGAAUGCACCCGCGAUGGAUCAGUCGAUAGAAAAGGCCAACCAGCUGUUCGUGAAAGAACCGGUUCAUGGUUUGCUGCCAUCCUCAUACUUGUGAACCAAGGGCUAGCCACACUAGCAUUUUUUGGAGUAGGGGUGAACUUGGUUCUAUUCCUAACUAGAGUUAUGGGUCAAGAUAAUGCUGAAGCAGCAAACAGUGUUAGUAAAUGGACCGGCACUGUCUACAUCUUCUCGCUCCUUGGCGCCUUCCUUAGUGACUCGUAUUGGGGGCGUUACAAAACUUGUGCCAUCUUCCAAGCCAUUUUUGUUGUGGGGUUGGUAUCGUUAUCACUCUCGUCAUACAUAUUCUUGGUGAAACCCGAAGGAUGCGGAAACGAAAAGACUCCAUGUGGGACGCACUCGACCUUUGCGACGGCUAUGUUCUACGUAUCAAUUUAUCUUAUUGCCCUAGGGAAUGGAGGGUACCAACCCAACAUAGCCUCAUUUGGUGCAGAUCAGUUUGAUGAGGAUCACCCCAUUGAAGGGCUUGGAAAAGUGUCUUUCUUUAGUUACUUCUAUUUGGCACUAAAUCUUGGAUCCCUCUUUUCCAACACUAUAAUAGGGUAUUUUGAAGAUAAAGGUAUGUGGGCAUUAGGAUUUUGGGCUUCGGCGGCCUCUGCGCUUGUGGCGUUGAUCUUGUUCCUUGUUGGCACACCAAGAUAUAGGCAUUUCGUGCCCUCCGGGAAUCCCUUGUCAAGAUUUUGCCAAGUUGUGGUUGCUUCAAUUAGGAAAUGGAAAGUUGUGAUCCCUUCUGAUGGAGAUGAGUUAUUUGAAGUUGAUGGCAAAGAAAAUACCAACAAUGGCAGCAGAAAUAUUCUUCACACCAAAGGAUUUAAAUUCUUGGAUAGAGCUGCGGUAAUCACCUCGAAGGAAAACUCAACUGAAAUUGUAGAAAUCAACAACCCAUGGCGCCUAUGUACAGUAACACAAGUUGAAGAAGUGAAAUGCAUCUUGAGACUCCUUCCAAUUUGGCUAUGCACAAUCCUUUAUUCAGUAGUAUUCACCCAAAUGGCCUCUUUAUUUGUAGAACAAGGAGCUGCAAUGAAAACCAACAUCUCAACCUUUCACAUUCCUCCAGCAAGCAUGUCCACCUUUGACAUCCUUAGUGUUGCAGCCUUCAUUUUCAUCUAUAGACGGGUUCUUGAUCCGUUAGUAGCGAGAGUUAAGAAAUCCAAUAGCUCAAGGGGAUUAACCGAGCUUCAAAGGAUGGGAGUCGGCCUUGUGAUAGCUAUACUAGCAAUGGUGGUAGCUGGCACGGUUGAACACUUCAGGCUGAAAUAUAAAGUGACUGAUUGCAUCAAUUGUGAAGGAUCAAGUAGUUUGAGCAUAUUCUGGCAAGUCCCACAGUAUGUGCUUAUUGGAGCUUCGGAGGUAUUCAUGUAUGUAGGGCAGUUGGAGUUCUUUAAUGGACAAGCACCGGAUGGUCUAAAAAGCUUCGGAAGUGCACUAUGCAUGACAUCGAUUUCGUUAGGGAACUAUGUGAGUAGUCUACUUGUGACAAUUGUGAUGAAGAUUUCUAGUACUGACAGAAUGCCUGGAUGGAUUCCUGGAAAUCUGAACAAAGGUCAUUUGGACAACUUUUACUUUUUGUUAGCCGUGUUGACAAGUGCUGAUUUUGUGGUGUAUUUGUUAGUAGCAAAUUGGUACAAAUACAUCAAGUUUGAAGGGAGAAGUGAGAAACUAGAGGGUUGUCAACAUGUUUGAAAGGAUCUUAAUAUUCACACACCCCUUCCCUCUAUCUCACUCUAUAUAUACAUAGAUACAUAUAGAGAAUAGAGAGAGAUAGAAUGUAAAGGAUGUGAAAAUAAGAUUUUAGAGGUGUGAGAAUAGAAUAAGCCGUUUGAAAAGCAGCUUUGAUGUGUUUAAAAUGAUUCUUUUGUAACAAAGUUAUAUUACUAAUAAUGUCUUUUCUUCAUCAAUUAAAAUUUGAAAAUAAACUUCUUAUCUGUGA